Schizosaccharomyces cryophilus OY26 is the source of this 1929-nucleotide messenger RNA. Its product is annotated as repressor-RNA polymerase III Maf1. Gene Ontology annotation, biological process: negative regulation of transcription by RNA polymerase III. Bases 89 to 805 code for a protein of 238 amino acids. The transcript is spliced from 3 exons. Lineage: Eukaryota; Fungi; Ascomycota; Schizosaccharomycetes; Schizosaccharomycetales; Schizosaccharomycetaceae. The record is from RefSeq and is a predicted model, not a curated record. Gene Ontology annotation, molecular function: RNA polymerase III core binding. Gene Ontology annotation, cellular component: nucleus.
GACGUGGUCUAGUUUACCGUUAGAAUUAUCUGUCCUUAACCAACAUUAAGAAAAUAAAGGAAACAAGGAAACCCUAGUAAACAUUGCUAUGAAGUUCCUUGAACUUGCCGAUUUAGACGCGAUUAAUAACGCGUUGUCAUUUGACGCUGACGAUUGUCGCAUUCAUGGAAAAUGUGAAAUUUACACGACAAAAUCCACCGGUUCUGAUAAAAAAUUAUACAAGGCUAUCGAAACGCGGUGUCAAGAGGAUAUGCUUGCAUUUUCCAGUAGCAAAUCCCCUGAACUUGCUUUCAGCUUGACACAACAGAGCCCUUUUGGACCCCUUGAUCAAUCUUCAUCGCGUCGCACUUUUAUGUACAUAGUAGCUACCUUAAACGCUUCCCACCCUGAUCAUGAUUUUAGUAAUCUUCAGCCUACCGACUUUUACAAAGAACCUUCGCUUUCACGGGUUUUAGAUAGCGUGAAUGCUACCAUCAACGGCAUGGGUCGUGGUAGAAUAAGUGUUAACAAGCUUUGGGAGACACUAGACCGGCAUAUAAACCUAUCCGAAUGUAAUGUAUACUCUUAUACUCCCGACAGCGAUAGCGAUCCUUAUGGAGACGAAGCUCUGAUAUGGAGUAUGUCGUACUUUUUCUUCAACAAGAAUAUGAAGCGUAUGCUCUAUUUUUCACUUCAUGGUCUUGGGAAAGAAGGCACGUAUCGGAAUCAAUACGCAAACGAGGAUGAAUCUGUUCUGACGCCGGUUCCAGAGGAUGGUGAACCCAGCGAUUUUGACGACGAUUGGGUCGCCAAUAUGGAUGAGUAAUGUAUUAUUAAUUUCUGCAUUUUUCGUUAAUGUUUUAUUCCCCUGUUUCACGUCCUGACUUCCCUCUUGCUUUCCUUUUUUGAUGAUAGAUUUUUAUAUUAUUUUCCUUUUUGAACCUAGUUUCGUCUUAUUGUUGAAAGACAACGAAUGAAGCAUGUUCCAACCUUUUUUUGCUUAUUUCUUUAUUAUGAAUGCCUUUGUAUAAUAAAAAAAAGGAGGACGUGCUGUGCUUCCCGAUUAAUUAUAAACUGCUCUUUCUUCUCACUGUAAUAUAUACAAAAGGAAGAAUCCUUAAUUCUUAAUUUAUUGGUUUUUGAUCGCCUGAAAUGUUCAAUACAUGUAAUACUUUUUCUGAUGAGGUUACAAAAGAAACCAUCCCAUAGCUCUAAUGAUCAUUACUUUUACAUUCGUUUCAAUGUUCAUGGCUGAAGCCAAUGUUUCUCUUACGGGGGAGUAUUCGUCAAUCAUGAUCAUAAGGAAAGAAUCAGUAAUAUCUUUCCUCUUUUUAUGGUUCCUUACUAGUCCUUUUGAUGGUUUGUCUACGUUCAUGACCUUUGUUGUUUGUGCUAAAAAUUAGGUACAUAUAAUGAAUGCACAGAACUUCAAUUUCUUUGCAAACUUGGUUACUUGUAAUUUAAUAAUUCCAUUUUUUCAUGAAGCUAAAUUGAAAAUGACUUUAGAAAUUUAGCGUAGAACUUUAUCCUAGAUGACAAGUUUAAUGGAUGAUAUAUCUUAUUCUAAGAAUACUACGAAAAGAACCACUUGUUUUGUCACCUUUUACAAGAAAUUCUGUUAAUACAGAUCAGAUUUAAGAAUAGGAUAUAUCAACUCUCGUUUUUCCCUUUCACUUCUUUCUUUAAACGUCUUUUUGAGAGUAGAAAUGCUUUGGAAUCUCAUGGUUUUAGGGCACAUGCAUCGUAUAAGAUGAGUAGCGUUUACGAUUAAUCAUAUGAGACUUUCCCCAAGACAACAUAAAGAAAGAUAAAGGUUUCUUCUCACUCUGGAAAAACAUAAAAAAUAAAGAAAAAAAAAAAAAAAAUUAGGGCCAUCAGACAUUGGAUUUCUACCUUUCGUAUUCGGUUGUUCAUCCUACCUUUAAACAAUAAUUACACGUAUUCCUACAC